Messenger RNA from Meriones unguiculatus (Mongolian gerbil), 9119 nucleotides. RefSeq names its product golgin A3 (gene Golga3). The record is from RefSeq and is a predicted model, not a curated record. The coding region runs from base 540 to 5003 and encodes 1487 amino acids. Lineage: Eukaryota; Metazoa; Chordata; Mammalia; Rodentia; Muridae. The transcript is spliced from 25 exons.
GUUGUGGGGCUAGUAUUAAGGAGGGUCGGGGCCUUGUGGUGGAGGACGGUGGAGGGACUGCUGGGGCAACGCCGCGCUCGGACAGGCAAGCGUCAGCAAGGCGGAUGCAGAGUCCGGGGAGGGUCACGCAGACUUUGGACCAGCGGCGGCCAGCUCAAGUCAGCUUUUCCUUUUACUCACACGGGCUGGAAACCUGCGUCGCAGCUCGUGUCAGUACCGGCUUGUUGAUGACGAACGUGACAUGGUGGCAAGUCGUUCAAUACGUGGGGGAACUUACUGUUUCGGUUCUGGUGCUCAGAGGCGUUUCACGGUGCUGCUGAACGCGGACAGUGGAAUCAGUGACCAGAGAGAGCUAGGAAUCAUGGUAUUACUUGGUUUGACUUCAAGGCAUUUGUAAGCCAUUAAACCUUACCCUGAAUAUGGAAAACAAACUAAGCUCCUUCCUAUAAGCUCUGAGCUGUUGCUGAUGGCAAAACCCAAAUGUAAUCCAGAGUUAGCUGUAGCUCCUCAGAGUCUUCUCAGUCCGAGCUGCCCUGACAAUGGAUGGUGCAUCAGCCAAGCAGGGUGGCCUCUGGGAAAAUGAGUCCAGCAGUGAUAUUUCGUCUUGCCCUGAAGCCUCACUGGAGACGCUGGACUCACUGGCAUUACCGCCUGACCAAGAAGAUAGAACUCAGUAUGCCAGUGUUGAGGUAAACAGAGCUUUUAGGGAAGAAGGAAGCCCAGAUAGAUCCAGCCAGGAAGCCCUCUGUCAGAAUGGGCAGUUCUCAGACCUUCCGUUGUCUCUUGAUCCCACAACAAGUCCAGUGGGACCUGAUGCCUCUGCAGGUGUGGAUGUUUUCCAUGACAACCUAAGGAAGUCUCAGGGAACUAGUGCUGAGGGCAGUGUUAGAAAAGAAGCUUUGCAGUCUCUCAGACUCAGUCUUCCCAUGCAAGAAACGCAACUGUGUUCCACUGCAUCUUCGUUGCCCUUGGAAAAGGAGGAGCAGGUCCGACUGCAGGCCCAGAAGUGCCUGGAAGAGCAGCUGAUACAGUAUCGAGUGAAGCGCCAUCGAGAGAGGUCCAGUCAACCUGCAACAAAAAUGAAACUUUUUAGUACACUUGAUCCUGAGCUCAUGUUAAAUCCGGAAAACUUGCCAAGGGCCAGUACUGUAGCUGUGACAAAAGAAUAUUCAUUCCUGCGCACCAGUGUCCCUCGGGGGCCCAAGGUAGGCAGCUUAGGGCUGCUGGCACACUCUAAGGAGAAGAAGACUUCCAAGUCAAGCAAGAUUCGGUCUCUGGCUGACUAUAGAACAGAAGAUUCAAGUCACUCUGGUGGCCUUGGUUCCACUGCUGAUGCUGUUACAAGUUCUCUGAAACAGAGUAGAAGCAGCACUUCAGUUGUGUCUGAGGUUAGCCCUUCAUCUGAGACUGAUAACCGUGUGGAAAAUGCAUCACUGACUGGGGACAGUGUGUCAGAGGCCGAUGGAAAUGAAAGUGACAGCUCCUCACACAGCAGCUUCUCUGCCCGAGGGGCCUGUAGUGGCCUGGGGAAUGUGGGCAUGCCAGGAGCAGCUUACAUGGUAGAUGGCCAGGAGAUUUCUGCUGAGGCCCUGGGCCAAUUUCCUUCUAUUAAAGAUGUACUACAGGCUGCAGCAGCCCAGCACCAAGAUCAGCACCAGGAAGUCAAUGGGGACGUGAGGAGCCGCAGAGACAGCAUCUGCAGCAGUGUGUCCAUGGAGAGCUCUUUUGCUGAACCACAGGAUGAAAUGUUGCAGGUUCUUAAAGAUAAAAGGAGACUUGAAGGUCAGCUGGAGGCUUUGUCGUUAGAAGCCAGUCAGGCACUUCAAGAGAAGGCUGAGCUACAGGCCCAGCUAGCUGCCCUGAGCACAAGGCUGCAGGCACAGGUGGAACACAGCCACAGCAGCCAGCAGAAGCAGGACUCCCUUAGUUCUGAAGUGGACACUUUGAAGCAGUCUUGCUGGGAUCUAGAGCGUGCCAUGAUUGACCUGCAGAACAUGCUAGAAGCUAAAAAUGCCAGCCUGGCAUCCUCAAACAAUGACCUCCAAGUGGCAGAGGAGCAGUAUCAGAGACUGAUGGCCAAAGUAGAGGAAAUGCAGAAAAACAUCCUGAGCAAGGACAACACAGUGCAUGACCUUCGGCAGCAGAUGGCAGCUCUACAGAGCCAGCUCCAGCAAGUACAGCUGGAGCGUACAACACUGACCAGCAAACUACAAGCAUCACAGGCUGAAAUUACAUCUCUGCAGAAUGCCCGGCAGUGGUACCAACAGCAGCUUGCAUUGGCCCAGGAGGCCAGGGUCAGGCUGCAGGGAGAGAUGGCCCACAUCCAGGUUGGACAGAUGACCCAAGCCGGCCUUUUGGAGCACCUGAAGCUUGAGAAUGUGUCCCUAUCACAUCAACUAACAGAAACUCAGCAUAGAUCCAUCAAGGAAAAAGAGCGUAUAGCUGUUCAGCUCCAGAGCAUUGAGGCUGACAUGUUGGAUCAGGAGGCAGCCUUUGCACAGAUUCAAGAGGCAAAAACAAUGGUCGAGGAGGACCUCCAAAGGAAGCUGGAAGAAUUUGAAGGUGAACGGGAGCAGUUACAGAAAGCGGCAGAUGCAGCAUCAUCUCUGGAGCAACAAUUGGAACAGGUGAAACUGACAUUGUUCCAGCGAGACCAGCAGCUUGCAGCACUUCAGCAGGAACACCUAGAUGUGAUAAAGCAGCUCACAUCAACACAAGAAGCUCUGCAGACGAAAGGGCAGUCCCUUGAUGACCUGCACACACGUUAUGAUGAGCUACAAGCAAGGCUGGAAGAGCUGCAGAGAGAGGCUGACUCCAAGGAAGACACAAUUCACUUCUUGGAGAAUGAGAAGAUUGUCUUGGAAGUGGCUCUGCACUCAGCCAGGAGUGAUAAGGAAGAACUUGAUAGAGGAGCACAGCGUUUGGAAGAAAAUACUGAGGAGACAGCAGGGGUUUUGGAACAAUUGAGACAAGACUUGGCUGUCAAGUCCAACCAGGUGGAACACUUGCAGCAAGAGACAGCCACAUUGCGAAAACAGAUGCAGAAAGUAAAAGAGCAGUUUCUUCAACAGAAGGUAAUGGUAGAGGCCUACCGGCGAGACGCUACUUCCAAAGACCAACUCAUCAGUGAGCUGAAAGCGACCAAAAAACGGCUGGACUCAGAGAUGAAGGAACUGAGGCAGGAGCUAAUCAUGCUGCAUGGAGAGAAGAAGACUGUGGAAGUAGAGCACUCACGGCUGCAGAAGGACAUAUCCCUGGUUCACCAGCAGAUGGCAGAUCUUGAGGGGCAUCUUCAGUCAGUGCAGAAAGAACGAGAUGAAAUGGAGAUUCACCUGCAGUCUUUGCAGUUUGACAAAGAGAAGAUGAUAGCCCUUACUGAGGCCAAUGAGACACUAAAGAAACAAAUAGAAGAGCUGCAGCAAGAGGCCAAGAAGGCCAUCACAGAACAGAAGCAGAAGAUGAAGCGGCUGGGCUCAGAUCUGACCAGUGCCCAGAAGGAAAUGAAGACUAAGCACAAGGCUUAUGAGAAUGCUGUGAGCAUUCUCAGCCGCCGCCUGCAGGAGGCGCUGGCUUCUAAGGAGGCCACAGAUACAGAGCUGAGCCAGCUCAGAGCUCAGAACGCUGGUGGCAGCAGUGACCCUGUUCUACAUGAGAAGAUUCGGGCUCUGGAGGUAGAACUGCAGAAUGUUGGCCAAAGCAAGAUACUUUUGGAGAAGGAGUUACAGGAGGUGAUCACAAUGACUAGCCAGGAGCUGGAAGAGUCCCGGGAGAAGGUGCUAGAGCUGGAAGAUGAGCUUCAGGAAUCCAGAGGCUUCAGAAAGAAGAUAAAACGUCUUGAAGAGUCAAAUAAGAAACUGGCUCUGGAGUUAGAACAUGAGCGAGGGAAGCUUACCGGCCUCGGACAGUCUAAUGCAGCUUUGCGGGAGCACAACAGCAUUCUGGAGACUGCACUAGCCAAGAGAGAAGCUGACCUGGUGCAGCUGAAUCUUCAGGUGCAAGCAGUUUUACAGCGCAAAGAGGAGGAGGAUCGCCAGAUGAAGCAACUUGUCCAAGCCUUACAAGUCUCAUUAGAGAAAGAAAAGAUGGAAGUAAACAGCCUAAAGGAACAGAUGGCUGCUGCCAGGGUAGAAGCUGGACAUAACCGCCGCCACUUUAAGGCAGCUACAUUGGAGCUGAGUGAGGUGAAGAAGGAACUGCAGGCCAAGGAACACCUGGUACAGGCAUUGCAGGCUGAGGUGGAUGAGCUCCAGAUUCAGGAGGGGAAGCAUUCCCAAGAAAUAACACAAUUCCAGACUGAGCUGGCAGAAGCUAGAACCCAGCUCCAGCUCCUGCAGAAGAAGCUGGAUGAGCAGAUGAACCAGCAACCCACAGGAAGCCAGGAGAUGGAAAAUCUCAAAUGGGAAUUGGAUCAGAAGGAACGUGAAAUUCAGUCCCUAAAGCAGCAGCUUGACUUGACAGAGCAACAGGGCAAGAAAGAACUAGAGGGUACACAACAAACACUGCAGACUAUCAAGUCUGAGUUGGAAAUGGUACAGGAAGAUCUGUCUGAGACCCAGAAGGAUAAGUUUAUGCUUCAAGCUAAAGUGUCUGAACUGAAGAACAGCAUGAAGACUCUGCUGCAGCAGAACCAACAGCUCAAGCUGGAUCUCCGCCGUGGUGCAGCCAAGAAGAAAGAGCCAAAAGGUGAGUCCAACACCUCCAGUCCUGCAACACCCAUCAAGAUACCAGACUGUCCUGUCCCAGCCUCAUUGCUAGAGGAGCUGCUGAGGCCCCCACCCGCUGUGAGCAAGGAGCCCCUCAAGAAUCUCAACAGCUGUUUGCAGCAACUCAAGCAGGAAAUGGACAGUCUACAGCGCCAGAUGGAGGAGCAUGCCAUCACUGUGCAUGAGUCCCUGACCUCAUGGGCUCAGGUGGAAGCUGCUCCAGCAGAGCAUGCUCAUCCCAGGGGAGACACAAAACCACAUAGUCAAAACAAUGUUUCCAGAGAAGAGCUGGGCCAAUGACUACUGUUGUCCUCAUCACCAAGUAUUUGUGGCUGCUGAAGGAAUACUCUUGUCAAUAUUAUUUAUUUGAUCUUGAUCGAGUGCUCUGGUUGUUUUUGUUUUGUUUUGUUUUUGAAAAUUAAGAUUCAAAUUUCAUUUUACUUUUUUAUCAAGGAUUAAAAUAACUGAAUGAGCUGGGAGGUAGGUGAUGGCACACUCCUAUAAUCCCAGCACCUGAGAGGCAGAGGCAGGCAGAUCUCUGAGUUCAAGGACAGCCAGGCUACACAGAAAGACCCUGUCUCAAUAAAAUAACUGAAUGAGUCAAAGAUUAAAGAAAUAGUCAUUUUAAACCACAACUAGCUUUUCCCACGAAAUGACCAAAUCUUAAAAACAGAGUUUGGAUUGCUGGUGAAAUCUGAAUCUACUUAAACAGGUACUUGCAGAAGGAAGGAUCUUCUGUGUGGCUGUAGACACACAUAGAGUGUUGACAGUAACUUGUUCUUAUCUGGAACUAUGCAGAGUGAGCUCAGUGGGCAUCAGCACCUAGAGGUCUCUACUGUUGCAUUCACUAAGACCUUUACUUUCCUACAGAAAUGAAUUUUGAUUUGCACCUUUUGCUUUUUAUUUCAUUUGUUUUUCAAACUAUCCUACCUAUAUACAAUGUAUAUAUAAAUAUUGAAAGUCUUUUGAAAGCAUAUACCUAUAUUAUUUAAGGACCUACUGUCUUACUGUUGCCUUUUGAAAAUUUGCUACUGGGAAACAGUAUACAUGUAGCUUUAGGGAUGUCACUUUUUUUUUAAUGUAUUUUAAGAAAUAUAACUUAUUUUCUAUGCACCCUAAAACCAAAUAUUCUUGCACAGAAAGUUGUUUUAAUUUUAGUCUUUUUAUUUCUGAGGGUCUUUUCUGCCAGCAUCUCCAAGAAUAACACUGACCACUUAGGCUUUAGGCCUUAUGUGGUUCUGCUCACUUUGGCUUACAAAUAGGCAGAGCCACUGAGGCCUUGUAGGGGAUGAGAGGACCUCCAAAGUCUCCUCAUACUGACCUGGCAUUUAUAGAGCACAGGAAGAGGAAAAGAGAGGAGAAGAGGCAGCUUGGCCUGUGUGGGUUAUAGGAUGCAUACCAUAACUGCAUCCCAAAGAUGGUAUUUAUGGAGCACUCUGAAUGUCUGGUGGUCAUCAGGAGCUACCCUGGCAGCACAGGAAGUCAGAGUGACACCUGGAAGAAGGUGGGCAGCUGUGGUCUUCUGAGACAAGGAGAGUUAAGAGACAAAAGUCUUGUUUAAAGUCAGCACUAAGUAUGUGAUUUGUUGCAACCUGCUUCCCAAAUCAUAUACUAAUACUUUAUAUACUGACUAGUUAGAAGAGUUGAAGUCUUUAAUCUUUGUGAAUGCUUAUGAACAAAAUUUAAAAUAAAGUGGGUUUUGUUACUCAUGAUUGUAGUCCCAGCACUUGAGAGGUAGAAUCAGGAGGAGAAUCAGUUCAAGACCAAUUUUCAGUUAUGUAGCAAGUUUGAAACAAGGCUGGAUUACAUGAACCCAUGACCUUAAAAGUCAGAACAGCUGGAACAACAGCAAAAAUGUUGUUAGAAGGGAGAGAGAAAGACCUGAAGAAGAAAACUCUGAGCAUCCAUGAUCAGCCAGUUGGUGUCUUUUAGUGGGUUUUUUGGUCUAUUUUGUGGAGAAUCAGUAUGAAGUUUUUUGUUGUUUUUCAAUAUAAAGUUUUUAAUCUGUGUUCUCUUGUAAUACCCUAUUAGGUUAACUGAUAUGGUUAAAGUAGAACUAUCCACAAUGAUGCCUGGUGUUUGAAAACUAUUCCCUAGGAAGUAUUGAACUUUUACAAUGUGUAUAUCAUUUGUACAAAGUUAAUCUUAAAAAAAAAAUACUUGAAAACUUCAUUAUAAAUAUACCCUUUUUUAUCACUAAAUUAGAAAAGGAUGUUAAUUUACAUUCUUAUUUUGUAUUUUUAAUUUCAAAACCAAGAACUAGCACUUGGGUUGGACUUACUCUGCCACAGAACUGCUUUCUCCUAUGCGGAGAGUGAGUUGUGUUGUCUUAGGAAAGGAUAAGCUCAUUCUGAACUUAUUGAAGUGAAGGUUUGUUUCACGUCUUAACCCAUUUCUUCAGUUGAUUUGUUUCCCACGUCCAUGUACACCCUCAGAAACGGCACUUCCUCGAAACUUUGUAGUCUACCUUGCAGGUCCUUGACUAGGUUCCUUUAGGUUCCAUGAAAGGCCUGUCAUGUCUUGACUUCAUUCUCUACCUAUCUUUGUGUACCAGUGUGUCUUUUCUCAUAUUUGUGAUUCAGAGGACUUUUAGAAUGGAGCUGGCAUUCUCUUAGGGUUUCUUAAGUCAUCUUGAAGUUGAAUUUUUAAGUUUCCUUUGAACUAAGGUAUUGGUUUAUCAGUUUGUUUUUUUUUUUUUUGUUUUUUUUUUUUUUUUUUUUAAUGUGCAUUGGUGUGAGGAUUUCAAAUCCCUUAGAUUUGGAGUUACAAACAGUUGUGAGCUGCCAUGUGGGUGCUGGGAAUUGAACCUGGGUCCUUUGGAAGGGCAGACAGUGUUCUUAACCACUGAGCCAUCUCUCCAGCCCGUUUUUCUCUUUUUGGUUUGGCUUUUUCCCUCCUAGUUCCAAUGUCUUCACUUUACUUCACCUCCUAGAGCUGAUUCUUGGGCGACUACAGCUUGAAUUACUGUUGCCUCAGUAGCCAAACCUGGGAAUUUUAGGUUUACUCAUGAAAAACUGCAGGCAGGUCUGGAAGGUUGCUUUGUCAGGCAGUCUUACCAUUGUAUAACAUUGCACAUUAUCAUAUAUGCUGUAUCAGGCCCUGCACCUGACACCUUCGCUUGUCUACUUUAUGAUAUGACUUUUUUUCUAUGUUCAAAAAAUUACUACCAGGAGCUUUACAUCGUUUCUAUGGCACACAUUAGAUUGAUGCCACGAUCUUUGAUUUUUACACCAUUGUAGCAGGCAAUGAUUUUGAGAAGAUGUGAGAUGGACUUUACUUGGGCUUGGGGUACAGAGAACAAUACCUGCCCUCUCAAAAGGUAGUCUUAGUUUAUGUAGCAGAAAGCGUGUUAAAUUCGUCUUCCAUUUCAAAACAUGACUUUUACCAAUAUAUGAAUACUGUAAAAGCAAUAGGCUUAUGGGGUCAUGAUGAUACAUAUUUUCAUGUUAUCUUGAAACAAAAAAUUGACAGGUGAAGAUUCUGAGUGAAAGGAACCAUCAUAUUUGAAAAGGAAAUGUCUUGGAGCCUUUCAAGGACCUCAGUGAUAAGAAUAAUGUUACGGUGUGAGAUAGACCCUUAGUGUACUUUUUUAAAACUCUUUUGUUUACAUUUCUUAUAUCUCUUUCUCCCUACUCCACCCCAAUCCCUUCCAACAUCCCAACACCAGGUAGGAGAGAGAAAGGGUUAGUGGGAGAGGGGGCACAGUUCUCUUAGCUGCUUUCUGCUGUUUAGGGCCAUCAGGUUCCUUGGAGCCAGUCCAAUCCUCUGUUCAGGAAAUCUCCAACUUCUUGCCUCAUCGCAUCAACAGCUACCAGGAGUUGCAGGGGGAAGCAGCAGCAGCCUUGUUCUUUCUCAGAGCUCCCUCAACACUCUCUGGGCUCUGGCCUUUAUUCCCUCUCCAGAGUCCUCAGAUUUAAACUAUCUGCAGCUGGUAAAGAGCGCAGAGCCUCUUUGCCUGCAUGAGGCAAAGAGUUUACUGCUGUGGACUAUCUGAAUCAGUUCCACAUCCCACACCUGGAUUAAAACAAAACAUGUUUAUAUCCACAAAAGACCCUAAUGAUAAGAAUAAUGCUGUGGUAUGAGAUAUCCUGAGUCUCAUCCUAACAUGCUCAGUGGUUUGGAUUUCAAGCCAAAUCUGUUCUGUUGUGGUCUUAGGUUCUGACAGGAUCCUUGGAUUGAUGUCCAGUUUAAAGGAUCCAAAAUUUCAGUGGUCUUUGAGUUUCACAUUUCUAUAAAAAAUUUCCUCACCAGAAAGUCAAUCUUCAUGUUGGGGCUUUUCCAGGAAAACUGUCAUCACAGGCAACAAACUGUAACUUAGAAAAGCAUGUUGACCUUUUUGUUAUUGUUUUGCCUUUUUUUAAUAUAUGCGUGCUUGGGAAUUCCUUACAUUUUAUGCAAUAAACUAUUUUUGGUAAA